CGAUUUCUGUUGAAAAAAGCGCUUUUCUACAGCCCCUGACGAUGUUGCGCCUCGCGACCGCGUUUCUCCUCACCCUGGGGCAGGCAGUGAACGAUGUCCUGCAGAUGGAUGAUCAAUGUGACAGUGGCGAUUGCAGCUUAGAACUCAUCCACUUGCGGGGGCAGCGACAGGAUCAUGCCAUCAGGUUGAUCAAUCAUCAGAUUGAAGACAACAAGAAGUACGAGGUUGCGGUUGCCGACGACAGUGCAGCAACUUGCAGCCCAGAGGGUGGAGCUCAGAUCACUUGUGCGGAGACCCACAAGUGCUGCACAUCCAAACGUUCCUACUUGGCAGGCACAGCACAUGAGAGUCAGCCGCGUUUGGCCCUCUAUGCAAUUUGCUGCCCUUUGGACACGCAUUGCAAAUUUGACACCAUCUUCGUCUCAUGCGCACCCGGCGCCGGACCAGAUGACUACUCUGGAGUGAUUGCGGGCUUGCAGUACAACCAGAAUGAAAAGGCUGAGAUGAACCAGGAUGCUGCUGCGUUGAUCAAUCAUCAGAUUGAAGACAACAAGAAGUACGAGGUUGCGGUUGCCGACGACAGUGCAGCAACUUGCAGCCCAGAGGGUGGAGCUCAGAUCACUUGUGCGGAGACCCAAAAGUGCUGCACAUCCAAACGUUCCUACUUGGCAGGCACAGCACAUGAGAGUCAGCCGCGUUUGGCCCUCUAUGCAAUUUGCUGCCCUUUGGACACGCAUUGCAAAUUUGACACCAUCUUCGUCUCAUGCGCACCCGGCGCCGGACCAGAUGACUACUCUGGAGUGAUUGCGGGCUUGCAGUACAACCAGAAUGAAAAGGCUGAGAUGAACCAGGAUGCUGUUGCGUUGAUCAAUCAUCAGAUUGAAGACAACAAGAAGUACGAGGUUGCGGUUGCCGACGACAGUGCAGCAACUUGCAGCCCAGAGGGUGGAGCUCAGAUCACUUGUGCGGAGACCCACAAGUGCUGCACAUCCAAACGUUCCUACUUGGCAGGCACAGCACAUGAGAGUCAGCCGCGUUUGGCCCUCUAUGCAAUUUGCUGCCCUUUGGACACGCAUUGCAAAUUUGACACCAUCUUCGUCUCAUGCGCACCCGGCGCCGGACCAGAUGACUACUCUGGAGUGAUUGCGGGCUUGCAGUACAACCAGAAUGAAAAGGCUGAGAUGAACCAGGAUGCUGUUGCGUUGAUCAAUCAUCAGAUUGAAGACAACAAGAAGUACGAGGUUGCGGUUGCCGACGACAGUGCAGCAACUUGCAGCCCAGAGGGUGGAGCUCAGAUCACUUGUGCGGAGACCCACAAGUGCUGCACAUCCAAACGUUCCUACUUGGCAGGCACAGCACAUGAGAGUCAGCCGCGUUUGGCCCUCUAUGCAAUUUGCUGCCCUUUGGACACGCAUUGCAAAUUUGACACCAUCUUCGUCUCAUGCGCACCCGGCGCCGGACCAGAUGACUACUCUGGAGUGAUUGCGGGCUUGCAGUACAACCAGAAUGAAAAGGCUGAGAUGAACCAGGAUGCUGUUGCGUUGCUUCGCCUGAACGGAG
Cladocopium goreaui is the source of this 1560-nucleotide messenger RNA. NCBI's taxonomy places the organism in Eukaryota, Dinophyceae, Suessiales, Symbiodiniaceae. The record is from the annotation of a GenBank genome assembly.